ACCAAGAUAAUAUAGAUCGAUCAAAUAGUAGCAGUAGUAAAUUAAGAAAGCAGAAGAGAUUAUUGAUUAAGCAGGCAGCAUGAGCGGGAGCGACACCUCGGGCAGCGUCCACGUCGACGAGCACGGGCACGGGCACGGCAAGGCUUCAUCGUCAUACGACGGUGCUGGUGCCCCGGCGCCGGCGCCGGCGCCUUUCCAGGGGCAUCGCAAGGCUGGCAGUGGUAGCAGCGACGUGCCGUUCCUGCUGCGCAGCGGCGGCAGCGGUGGCGACGGCCUCCGGCGGUGCUUGGGUCUGAUAGACUUUGUGCUGAGGGUGGCUGCCUUCGGCCCCACGCUGGCCGCCGCCAUCUCCAUCGGCACCUCCGACGAGAGGCUCUCCGUCUUCACCAACUACUUCCAGUUCCGCGCCAGAUUCGACGACUUCCCGGCUUUCGAGUUCUUCAUUGUGGCGAAUGCGAUCGCGGCGGGGUACAUGGUACUGUCGCUGCCCUUCUCCGCCGCCACCAUCAUGAGCUCCAAGGCCACCGGUGUCAAGCUUCUGCUGCUCAUCUGCGACACCAUCAUGGUGGGUUUACUGACGGCGGCAGCGUCUGCGGCGGCGGCGAUGGUGUACGUGGCGCACGAGGGCAACCUGCGCGCCAACUGGGUGCCCAUAUGCUUGCAAUUCCACGGCUUCUGCCAGCGCACCAGCGGCGCCGUCAUCGCCUCCUUCCUCGCCGUCUUCGUCCUCAUGGUCCUCAUCGUCAUGGCCGCCUUCACCAUGCCCCGCCGCACCCACCACACCGCCUCAUAA
Oryza sativa Japonica Group (Japanese rice) is the source of this 793-nucleotide messenger RNA. RefSeq names its product casparian strip membrane protein 2. NCBI's taxonomy places the organism in Eukaryota, Viridiplantae, Streptophyta, Magnoliopsida, Poales, Poaceae. The record is from RefSeq and is a predicted model, not a curated record.